Molecule: messenger RNA, 3102 nt
Organism: Oldenlandia corymbosa var. corymbosa
Lineage: Eukaryota; Viridiplantae; Streptophyta; Magnoliopsida; Gentianales; Rubiaceae
Source: the annotation of a GenBank genome assembly
AUGGAGGCGAACAUAUUACAGUUGCCUGAAGAAAUCAUUCAUCAAAUACUUUCAUACCUCACAACCGAAGAAACGACCCGAUUAAGUACCGUAUCCAAGCAACUGCGAAUCGCGGUCCUCGAGCGUCCUGCUUUUGUUUUGGAUCUUCAACAAUCGAACCCGAAAAAAUACAAUGAUUUACUUGAUUAUAUGUUGUCUACUCUGGAACGGUACGAUAAGCGAAAUUUAGGUCUAGACAGCUUUACACUGAAGACUGAUAAGCUUUUCCAAGGCCAGAGUAUUGAUAUUCAUAACAAAUGUAUUGAGUUAGCUACGAGAAGGCGUUUGAGAAGCCUUAGUCUGUCCAUCGCCAGGGGCCACGGCGGGUUGCCUUUGUCGGUUUUCGAGGUGAAAUCGUUGGAGCAGUUGAGCUUGAGCUUACAGGAUUGUGUACUGAAACAUCAAGCAGGGAAAAGGAUAAUGUGGCCGAGACUUAAACAACUGAACCUGGAAAAUAUAGUUUUCGAGUUAGGGGAGGAGAAGUUUCAGGGUAUGAUUCAGGGGUGCCCUGUUAUUGAAACCCUUAAACUUAAGGAUUGUAAUGGGCAAUCUGAACCCAUAUUUUGUUUCAGAAUUGCCAAUCUUCAAAACCUGAAGGAACUUGAUGCUGAAUUGUUACCCGAUCAAACUCUUGAGGUGAAUGGAGUACCGAAUUUGGAAUCUGUGAACUGUUCUGGGUGUGAGAAUGAGUACUACAAUCGUCUGCUUAGAUUUCCUGACCCCGAAUACAGAAAUCUCCGAAGGUUAACCCUGUUUGGUGUGAGUAUAGAUGAGGACACUUUCGCCGAUCAGACGGAUAAAUUCCCUCAGUUAGAAGAAUUAUCAAUCGUGAAAUGCCAGUUCUACAUCAACAGUUUGAAUAUAACCAAGUCUUCCCUGAGGAAAAUACAGCUGAUAGAUGUCUACGGGUUGCGUACGGCUCACUUUGAUGUUACUGGCAAUAACAUUGGCCUUUUCGAAUUUGAGAACUGCAUAAGUGAGAAUUUACCUAAAUUUUCAUUUACAGGUGUUUUAGAUGGAUGGAUUUAUGGAAUCAAAUUGGGAGGCGAUAUCGCCAUGGAUCACUCAUGGUGGGUUGAAGUGAAGGAAUUCUUGAGACAAUUCAAAGCCUCUCAAACUUCGAUCACUUUUGACUUCGGAGAUGAUUUAGACUUCGACGUGACAACAUUUCCUGGAGGCGAACAACCUGAAACUCGAGAGGUUUUUAUAGAGAAUGAGCCGUGGGGGCAAGAACCUGCUCGUGCUAGUCUUCAAGGUAUCCUUUGGAUUCUUCGUCCUCAAAACAUAAAAUUGAAAUAUAGUGGACACAACAUGUUCCCCGAGCUGCUAUUUGAUAUGUUGAUAUUGAAAAGCGACGAUGAUCUAGGCGGCGGUCUUAUAAAUUUCCCAUUGUGGGACGUGACAAGUAUGGAGAUUUUCCGACAUUUUGAAAUUAGCCAACGAGCUUGCUAUGAUAAUUCCGGAAAAGGAAGAGGCUUUCAGCUGCCUCAACCAUGGAUCAGAGAGGAAUUUCUGAACUCGUUAGAAGCAUAUGGUGAAGGUGCCAUAUUUAACUUCAAUCUAAAUUGGAGAAGUAAUUGCGAGAUCUGGAACGCCGUGCGGACAAGCCCCUCUUUGGUUUUCGAUUUCGAAUCGCAUCAGUGGUAUCCCGAAAGAAACGUAGGAAGAGGGGAUUAUUUGUUGGCCACUUUGAUUAAGUACAAAGAGGAAAAUAUUGUUCUGGACACUUUGAGGCUAACGGAAUGUGACUGCCAAUAUGAUCCCGAGUGGGAGGAGCUUUAUCAUCAAUGUCUGGAAUUAGCGACGAAAAUCGUUAGGUUUAUUGGUGGUUUUUUCGCCGAAGAUGAACAGAGUAUCGUGAUAAUGUUGCCCAAUCUCAAAAGACUAGGUUUUCAAGAGAUAUAUUUCCGACCAGCGACAUUUGAGAGUUUCAUCAGGGGCUGCCCUGUUCUGGAAAUCAUGAAGACUAUUCAUUGCUGUCGUCGAGAUUGGUUACCCGGAGAACCCAAUUUCAAGAUCACCGGUCCUCAAAACCUCCGGCAACUCAAACUUGAGUUACUUUCAGGUCAAAAGGUUGAAGUGAAGGCAUCACAAAAUCUGGAAUCUAUGACAAUUGGGAUUUGGGAAUCAGGGAAAUGUUGGCUUCAUUAUCGUGAAUCCGACUACAAAAAUCUCCGAAGAUUGAUCCUGUGUGGAGUGGGAAUCGACGACACAUUUUUCGUCUACUGGAUGCAUAAAUUCCCACAAGUUGAAGAGUUAUCAAUCGAUGGUUGCCCAGACAUUCGAAGAAUCAAUAUAUCGAAUUCGUCCCUGAAGAAGACACAACUGAUGAACCUGUUCCUAUUGGACGAGGCUCACUUUGGUGUACCUUGCAACAACAGCAUUGGACGUUUUGAAUACGAGAACUACAGCUUCUUUAGUGGGAAUUUUCCCAAAUUAUCAUUAAUUGGUGUUUUAGAUGGAUGGAUUUCUCGCAUCAAAUUACUUGUCGAGUUCAAUGGGGAUAAUUCAUGGUGGAUAGCAUUGAGGGAAUUAUUGACCGCGCUCAAAAGGUCUCAAAUUUCCAUUACUGUUUCAUUCGGUAGGAAUGUGAGGUUCGACACAACAAUAUUUCCUGGAGGCCAACAAUUACCGGACAUUCCAGAGUUUUAUGCAGAAGAUAUAGAGAGGCAAUCAUCAUCUGCUCGCGCAAUCCUGCAAGGUAUCUUUUGGAUUUGUCGUCCUAAAAUCCUGUCAUUCGGACUUGGGGUACAUUACAGAUGUUCCGAGCUGCUUUAUGAUAUGUUGGUAUUGAAACAUGAUUAUAAUCUGGAUGGCCAUCCAGAUUUCCGGAAACCUAAGUCAUGGAACGUGACUGUUAUCGAGAUCUUCCGGAUUUUUGAAAAUGCCCAAGGAACUCGCUACGAACGUGGUAGUGUUCAGGUGCAUCAACCAUGGAACAGGAAGGAAUUUCUGAAGGUGCUAAAAGCUUACAAUGAUGGGGGCUUUGAUAAGCACGACUGGAAACCUACUCUGCUUUCCUUCAACUUAGAAUGGAGAAGUAACUGUGAGACUGUGACCUGA